Molecule: messenger RNA, 1401 nt
Organism: Mauremys mutica (yellowpond turtle)
Lineage: Eukaryota; Metazoa; Chordata; Testudines; Geoemydidae
Product: olfactory receptor 1020-like
Exons: 3
Coding region: 424-1401 (325 amino acids)
Biological process (GO): G protein-coupled receptor signaling pathway
Cellular component (GO): membrane
Molecular function (GO): olfactory receptor activity; G protein-coupled receptor activity
Source: RefSeq, a predicted model, not a curated record
CCAGGUAACCACCCCACUACAAGCAGAAACUUUGCAUCAUUCACAGCUGACCUCUGUCUCCAUUUGUAACUAAAGAAUAGUUCUGGUUGCCUGGCAACAUCACAGCAGAGACUUUUUGGUGAGAAUUCCCAUUUGGUCACCAGAGCAGAUAUAGGUGGUUGCAAUUCAGCCAUGGGGAAUAGUGCUGUGAAUGUGACAAAAGUGCAAGGCAAGAAUUUAUAUAGGGGCAUUACAAAAUUGAAGAGAAAGAAGAAGUCACCUCUCUUUUGGUGUCAUUCUCCUCUCACUUAUUGCAGUUUUACAGCAGUACAUCUCUAUUGACAUCAGGGAAAGUUUACACUAGGGUUGGUCACUACAUUAUAUUUCCAAAUUCCCAUCCUAUCUGUGUUUUUCGGCAGCAGCAAUGGGAUUACAAAAAAAAAGAUGAAACUUAUGGGAAGAAAACAACAGGGAAAUGAAACGUCCAUCACAGAAUUCAUCCUCCUUGGAUUCGGGAAUGUCCCUCAGCUGCAGAUCUUUCUCUUCCUGCUGUUUCUAGUGAUCUACAUUGUGACCAUGACCGGGAACAUCCUCAUUUUUGCACUAGUUGUGACUGAUCAUCAACUUCACACCCCCAUGUACUUCUUUCUGGGGAACUUAUCCUGCUUAGAGACCUGCUACAGCUCCACCAUCCUGCCCAGGAUGCUAACCAGUCUCCUGACUGGUGACAGAACCAUUUCUGUUAGUGACUGCAUCACACAGUUAUAUUUCUUUGGUUCUUUGCUAACCACUGAGUGUUCUCUGUUAUCUGUGAUGGCCUAUGAUCGGUAUUUGGCAAUAUUGAAACCGCUACAUUAUGCAGUCCUUUUGAAUGACAGGUUCUGCCUCCACCUAGUGGCCUGGUCUUGGAUCAGUGGAUUUAUGUCUGUUGCCAUCAUAAUAUUUAUGAUGUCACAAUUAAGAUUCUGUGGCUCCAAUGAAGUUGACCAUUUCUUUUGUGAUUUUAGCCCAAUAAUAAAACUGUCCUGCAGUGACACCCACAUGCUGGAAGUUACUGCUUUCAUACAUUCCUCCAUAUUCACAGUGCCUCCAUUUCUAUUAACAGUGGCAUCCUACGUUUGUAUCAUCCCUGCCAUCCUGAGAAUCCCUUCCACUAGUGGGAGGCAAAAGGCCUUUUCCACUUGCUCCUCCCACCUCAUUGUGGUGACAAUUUUCUAUGGGACGCUAGUCAUUGUGUAUAUGCUAUCAGGCUCUGAGGCAUUGAGGGACCUGCACAAAGUGCUCUCUGUUGUCUAUGGAGCCCUAACCCCAUUGGUCAACCCCCUCAUAUACAGCCUGAAAAACAAGGAGGUAAAGGAAGCCUUGAGGAAAGCUGUCCUUAGAUUUUUUCUCUUUUACAAGAACACAGAUAUUUCACGAUAA